GUGUGCAAUGGCACUUGGGGCUCUGGUCCCUGUAGAUCAGCCUGUCCAUGGUGUCACCCUGUGUGUCACAGCGGGGUGAGGCUUUGCUUUUUAGCCAACACCCCUUCCCCAAGCCUCAAGCUCGCUGCACAUCCUGUCCCUGGGCACAGCGCUCAGUCCAGCUUCUCUCCCUAGUGUGCACCAGCAAGGGGUCAGAGGUGAUCGGCACCUUGGGCAGGUCCAUCACCUUCUACCUCCAGAGGCUGGAAGGAGAAGCUGCAGCCUGGAGCUUUCACAACGAUGUCAUAGUGACUGUGAAAUUCGGUGAUCCUCCUGAAGCCACGUUUUUUGAUGACAACUACAAGCCACGCUUGGCCUUCCCCAACAAUGGCAGCGCGCUCACCAUCUCCCAGCUGAGGAUGGAGGACGCUGGUACCUACACUGCAAAGAGCUCAGGGGUGAAAACCACCUUCACUUUACACAUUUAUAGGGAGCUGUCAGUGCCGACGGUGACCUGCAUGGUGCAGAACUGCUCGGCAAGCAUCUGCCGCUACAUCCUGCACUGCACCACAUCCGGAUCCAGCUCUGGCAAUGUCUCCUAUAUCUGGAGCAUGGGGAGCUUGCGGAAACAUGGGGCCACAAUGCUCGUGGAGGAGUCACUCCUGGACGAGCCACUUCUCACAUGCACGGUGCAAAACCCUGUCAGCAGUAGCAACAUCACCAUCAUCUCGCUCACUGCCCUCUGUGCAGAAAACACAACCCACCCUCCCACCAAUGACAACUACUCCAGCAGGCAGGCUGGAAUUGUGGCCGCAGCGGUGGCAGGAGCUGGAGUGCUUUUAGCAGCAGUUAUCCUUGUGAUCUACUGUAAACCCAAAGGCUGGAGGAUCUUCCGUUUGCCUGCAGACGAGGCUGUGAACACAGAGGCCAGAUCAGAGUACACAACAGUGUAUGCCCAAGUUGGCCCUUCCCAGCAGCCUUUUCCCCAGGUUUACCUGCAAGAUGGCUCAAAGACGACACCAAUGCCCAGUAGUGAGACCUCCAAAACCACCCAUUUCACGAUCCAGGGUACAGCCCAGGAAGCCGUUGAUGGGGCAGAAAGGGGAAGGAAGACAUUGCAAAAGGGGAAACAGCAGUGGAAGGCUCCGGCUCCGGUGAGGCAGAGGAGGAUGAAGCCCAGAGGCAUGGGGAUGGGCUGGCUCUGCAUGGCAGUGCUCUGCUCUGGAGCUGCUCUCGUCAUCAAAGAGGAUUCAGGGCAUCAAAGCCCCAUGCAGCGUGAUGAGGGCCUGGAGCUGCUGACAGACCCCAACACAACCACUGGGGAUAUGGACAAGCUGAUGACAUGGCCAACAGCCUCCCCAACCCCUCCUUGGAGCAGGGACCCCAUCACCACCACAGUGCUGACACAGACAGAUGCUGCAGGGAACAAAACACGAAAUGCAUCAGCUGUUCCCAUCAAGUACUGGUCCCCUGCCCUUUUUGUGGUGGUUGCUCUGCUUGUGCUCUUCUUCACCUACCAGUGGACUAAGGGGGAAGGGACCCGGGACCGAGCCACCUCCAUCAACGACUCUUCAGAUUUGGGAGCCCUGGAUCACACCAGCACCCCAAAAACCGCUGCUCCCCAGGAGGAGAGGAAAGAUCCAGAGAAAUCCCCAGCCCUGGAGCAUACUGAAACCACCUUCAGCGAGCCGGAUCCCACACCAGACCCCCAGCCUGAUAGCCCCGCAGCUACCAGUGGUCCCCACUGCUCCCAGGAGCCCAGUGCUGAUUGAGAGUUCCCGGGGAGCCCAGUGGCUUCCAGACAUUCCCAGGGAGCACAAGGCCACCCAGAGCGGUAGCGUGGGGACUGAGAAGGGAUGAUGCUCCAAGCUGGGGGACCACAAGCACCAUGUGCCCCCUCGGCCCUCCCUGUGGAUGCCCAAAUCUUGGUGGAAAUGGGGACGUGCGUGGGACAGGGACCUGCGUGGGAUGUGGCCCAAGGACAUGAGGCUUGGGAUGCCUGAGCUGGGCACAGCUGAGCCAAUAAAGAUGGAUUUCACACCAGAA
Molecule: messenger RNA, 2025 nt
Organism: Strigops habroptila (Kakapo)
Lineage: Eukaryota; Metazoa; Chordata; Aves; Psittaciformes; Psittacidae
Product: SLAM family member 5-like
Exons: 14
Coding region: 48-1751 (567 amino acids)
Biological process (GO): T cell activation
Cellular component (GO): external side of plasma membrane
Source: RefSeq, a predicted model, not a curated record